Molecule: messenger RNA, 5010 nt
Organism: Prinia subflava (tawny-flanked prinia)
Lineage: Eukaryota; Metazoa; Chordata; Aves; Passeriformes; Cisticolidae
Gene: DDX42
Product: DEAD-box helicase 42
Exons: 18
Coding region: 156-3692 (1178 amino acids)
Molecular function (GO): nucleic acid binding; ATP binding; RNA helicase activity
Source: RefSeq, a predicted model, not a curated record
GCGGGCGGUGCGCAUGUGCCGGGGGCCGCGCGGCCGCCGUGCGUCACUUACGCACAGUGCGUGCGCACGUCGGUGCGUCGCGUCUCCACCCCCCGCCCCGGUAACCGGGGAAGUGGCGGCGGCGGUCGCGGGGCUGAGGGUAUAUUGGGGGCAUCAUGAAUUGGAAUAAAGGUGGGCCUGGUACAAAGAGAGGCUUUGGGUUUGGUGGAUUUGCCAUAACGCCCGGCAAGAAGGAGGAGCCCAAGCUGUCCCAGCAGUCCCACAGUGCCUUCGGCACCGCGGGGUCCUCGGCAGCCUUUGCCAAGUCGGGGCCCCCUCAGCUGCCUUCCUUCUACAAAAUUGGGUCAAAGAGAGCCAAUUUUGAUGAGGAGAAUGCGUACUUUGAGGAUGAAGAGGAGGAUUCCAGCAAUGUGGAACUGCCCUACAUCCCCGCAGAGAACUCCCCCACGCGGCAGCAGUUCCAGUCCAAGUCUGCGGACUCUGACAGCGAUGAUGAUCCCCUGGAGGCGUUCAUGGCUGAAGUGGAGGAUCAAGCUGCUCGAGAUAUGAAGAGACUUGAAGAUAAAGACAAAGAAAAAAAGAACGUUAAGGGUAUUCGAGAUGACAUUGAAGAGGAAGAUGACCAAGAAGCGUAUUUUCGCUACAUGGCCGAGAACCCCACUGCUGGCGUGGUGCAGGAGGAGGAGGAGGAUAACCUGGAGUACGACAGUGAUGGGAAUCCGAUUGCACCUUCCAAAAAGAUCAUUGAUCCUCUUCCACCUAUUGACCAUUCAGAGAUUGAAUACCCACCAUUUGAGAAAAAUUUCUAUGAUGAGCAUGAGGAGAUCACCAGCCUGACCCCGCAGCAGGUGGUGGAGUUACGGCACAAGCUGAACCUGCGGGUCUCCGGGGCUGCUCCUCCAAGGCCUGGCAGUAGUUUUGCUCAUUUUGGGUUUGAUGAGCAGCUUAUGCAUCAGAUUAGGAAAUCUGAGUAUACCCAACCCACUCCAAUACAAUGUCAGGGUGUUCCAGUGGCACUAAGUGGCAGAGACAUGAUUGGGAUAGCCAAGACUGGAAGUGGGAAAACAGCUGCCUUCAUCUGGCCGAUGCUGAUCCACAUCAUGGAUCAGAAGGAGCUUGAGCCCGGGGAUGGUCCCAUUGCAGUGAUCGUGUGCCCCACCAGGGAGCUCUGCCAGCAGAUCCACUCGGAGUGCAAGCGCUUUGGCAAGGCCUACAACCUGCGCUCCGUGGCCGUGUACGGCGGGGGCAGCAUGUGGGAGCAAGCCAAGGCCCUGCAGGAGGGGGCAGAGAUCGUGGUCUGCACUCCUGGUCGUUUGAUUGAUCAUGUGAAAAAGAAAGCUACAAACCUGCAGAGAGUCACUUACCUUGUGUUUGAUGAAGCUGACAGAAUGUUUGACAUGGGGUUUGAAUAUCAGGUCAGAUCAAUCGCAAGCCACGUACGUCCUGACAGACAGACCCUCUUGUUCAGUGCCACGUUCCGUAAGAAGAUCGAGAAACUGGCCCGGGAUAUUCUGAUCGACCCAAUUCGGGUUGUGCAAGGAGACAUUGGAGAGGCAAAUGAAGAUGUCACUCAGAUUGUGGAGAUUUUCCCCUCGGGGCCCAGCAAGUGGAACUGGCUGACGCGGCGCCUCGUGGAGUUCACGUCCUCCGGGAGCGUCCUGCUCUUUGUCACCAAGAAAGCCAACGCAGAGGAACUGGCCAAUAACCUCAAGCAGGAGGAUCAUAACCUGGGGCUGCUUCACGGGGACAUGGACCAGAGCGAGAGGAAUAAAGUCAUUUCGGAAUUUAAGAAAAAGGGGAUCCCCAUCCUGGUCGCUACUGAUGUGGCAGCUCGAGGGUUGGAUAUCCCUUCCAUCAAGACUGUCAUCAACUACGACGUGGCUCGGGACAUAGACACGCACACGCACCGGAUCGGCCGCACCGGGCGCGCCGGGGAGAAGGGGGUGGCCUACACUCUGCUGACCCCCAAGGACAGCAACUUCGCUGGUGACCUCGUCAGAAACCUGGAGGGGGCCAACCAGCACGUGUCCAAAGAGCUGCUGGAUUUGGCAAUGCAGAAUCCGUGGUUCCGGAAAUCCCGUUUUAAAGGAGGGAAGGGCAAGAAGCUGAAUAUUGGUGGUGGUGGCUUGGGAUACCGAGAACGACCUGGGCUGGGCUCAGAAAAUACUGACCGUGGAAACAACAACAGUGUGAUGAGCAACUACGAGGCCUACAAGCCAUCCACAGGGGCCAUGGGGGACAGGCUGACAGCCAUGAAAGCAGCUUUCCAGUCCCAGUACAAGAGUCACUUUGUCGCUGCAAGUUUAAAUAACCAAAAGACUGGGAGCUCUGCUGCUGGUGCCAGCGGCUGGACCAGCGCCGGGAGCCUGAACUCCGUUCCGACGGGUUCGGCGCAGCAGAACAGCGCCGGUGCCGAGAGCCCCAUCGCAGCCACGGCCGCGGCAAAGGGCGUCCCGGGCUUCAGCAGCGCGGGCACCCUGAGCAGCGUCCCCCCCUUCCCGAGCGCGGCGCCGCAGGGCUUCAGCAGCCCCAGCGCCAACAGCCGCGAGGGCGCCGGUGGCAUUGCCAGGGAACGGUUCAACGACAGCCGGAACAGCCGGCACAGCGAGGCCCCGCGGCGCGGCGAGGGCGGCGGCCGCUACGGCGAUGGCCAACAGGGCCAACGAUACAACGAUGGCCAACAGGGCCAACGAUACAGCGAUGGCCAACAGGGCCAACGAUACAACGAUGGCCAACAGGGCCAACGAUACAGCGAGGGCCAACAGGGCCAACGAUACAGCGAUGGCCAACAGGGCCAACGAUACAGCGAUGGCCAACAGGGCCAACGAUACAACGAGGGCCAACAGGGCCAACGAUACAACGAUGGCCAACAGAGCCAGCGUUACAACGAGGGCCAACGUUACAACGAUGGCCAACAGGGUCAACGCUACAGUGAGGGCCAACAGAGCCAGCGUUACAACGAGGGCCAACGUUACAACGAUGGCCAACAGGGCCAGCGCUACAGCGAGGGCCAGCACCACAACGAGGGCCAACAGAGCCAGCGUUACAACGAUGGCCAACAGGGUCAACGUUACAAUGAGGGCCAACGCUACAGCGAUAGCCAACAGGGCCAGCGCUACAGCGAUGGCCAACAGGGCCAGCGUUACAACGAGGGCCAACGCUACAGUGAGGGCCAACGCUACAACGAUGGCCAACAGGGCCAGCGCUACAACGAUGGCCAACAGGGCCAGCGCUACAACGAUGGCCAACAGGGCCAGCGCUACAAUGAGGGCCAACAGGGCCAGCGUUACAAUGAGGGCCAACGCUACAACGAUGGCCAGCGUUUCAACGAUGGCCAGCGUUUCAAUGAUACCCAGCGUUACAGCGAUGCCCAACGUUUCAACAACGAUGCCCAGCGCUACAACAACGAUGCCCAGCGUUACGGCGAUGCCCAGCGCCACGGUGAAGGCGGCGGCCGGCGCAGUGACCCCUCCCGGCACGGUGACGGCCGCCACGGUGACGUCCAUCGCCACGGCGAGGGCCGGCACUUCAGCGACCUGCCGGGCGGCGGCAACCGCAACAACGGCGACAGGAACAGCAGCGAGAGCAGGAACGGAGAGAGCAGGAAGGAGGCCAACAGCCGAGACAACAAGACAGAUGGCUUUGCUGUCCCAGAGCCCCCCAAACGGAAGAAGAGUCGGUGGGACAGUUAAAAGCUGGGGGUUCACAGCCGGGAAUCUCUGCAGGUAGCGUUGUCUUUUCCCAGAGGAUUUCUUGGGGUUUUUGGGAACUGGUUGUUGAGCAGCUGGGGCAGGAGACGGAAACCACAAGAACCCCAUGCGAGUUCAUCUGCGGACAGAUUCACCUGAAUGAAAUGCACACAACACUUAGUGAAAGAAAUCAUUUUGAUAAAGCUCCCUGGGUUCUGCUUUGAAACAUUCAGUGCUCAAGUGACUCUGCUGGAUUUAAACAGAUCUUCUUGACAAAAAGAAACUGUUCCACAUCCUUGGAACAUUAAGAAACUGUUGUCCAUAGAAGUAUAAAUUAGUCUUUUCUUAACCAGCGUUCACAUUUACAAACCAGUCCAGUCCACCUAGAGAUGCUCAGGACCUGCCUGUUAGACAUUAAUCUUGCAGCAGUUUGGUCAGUAUGGUGAGUUCUUCCCCCAUCUCCUUUUCACAUAUUCUCCCCAAAUAAUUUGGCCUCCAGGUUACCCCUUACCUCUCUCCCCAUCAACUAAGAAUGUGUCAAUUUGCUUUGCUGAAGGUGGAGCAGAGCAAGUUGGGUUUUUGGGGUUCUUUUUUUGUUUGUUUUGUGUGUGCAUUUGUGGAGCUGUUCAAGGGAUCCUUCUCAAUCCCAGCAACCCACAAAUUCACUUGUAGUGUAGGUUGGACUCUCUGGCUUGUUUGUGGUCAGCAUUUAAAUUCCAAUCCCAUUGCCCAGAUUUUUUUUUACUUCUUUCAAAGAACCUUCUGUUUUCUAAUAUCCCUCAUUCUGGUGGAAGCCUGCAUAGCAAACCUGUGUCUCUGCUGUGCCUAUGCACCCUCUGUUCUGAGAGGGUUCAGUGCUUUCUUCAAAUUAAAAACCAAAAAGGGAAAAGGAUGUAGAUACACCACAACAAUCAGAAGCUGGGGCCCCCAGGAAGUGUGGCUAAAGGAAGAUUCAGAAAUUCAGGGAUCUGACUGCUUCUGAUCUGCUCAGAAGCCUUUAGGGAGAACCCAGAAAACAAUUAAUAAAAAGAAACAAAAUCUGGCCUUGUUUUGGACACAGGAAGUAAACCUGUAAAAUCUUGCUUGCCCAUUUUUAACUUGUGUGUAUUCCUGGUUUUUAAUUUUUAUUUUAUUUUAUUUUUUUGCCACAAGGUAGGGAAGAACUUUUCAGUUGGGGCAUGUCAGCACCCACCGCUGGCUGGCCUCCACUGGAAGAUGUACCAGAAGCUGUCAGGGUUUUGUGACAUUGUGAUGUUUUCUUUAUCAGCUGUGCAUUUACUUUCUGCUUGCUCUAGUAAAUGUUUCAUUACUGGUACAAAAA